Molecule: messenger RNA, 12569 nt
Organism: Rhopilema esculentum
Lineage: Eukaryota; Metazoa; Cnidaria; Scyphozoa; Rhizostomeae; Rhizostomatidae
Source: RefSeq, a predicted model, not a curated record
AUAGUGCUUGUGCUGCUCAUUUUGGCCUCCCUGUCAGUACGUGUGACGUGCCUGUCUCAAACAGAGGUCCCUUGUGCAUAAAUAAAUAUUCAACAGAUACGAUACCAGAUCGGAAAGAUAAUUUUUCUUCUUUUUAAAAAAAAUCUAAUAUCAAUUAGUUUGAGGUUUGCGGUUCAAGCUUGUUCACUUUACUUGGAUUGGGUUCACUGUCGGGGCUUUAUAAAUUAAGUAAGGGUGUUAGAGUUGCAACAAAAAUUCAGGUUUUAAAUUAGGGGGCUUCAGCCCUCCAAGCCUUCCAUAAUUUCCGCCAGGAUGCAUUCUAUCUAAAGUCUACGCCAGACAUUGCACCAGAAGACCUCUGCACCUAGAUGCAGGAAGUGCACUCGGGGUGGGGUAAGGUUCAGUUAGGUGCAGGCUGUGGGGUAGGAUUAGGGCAAGGGUUAAGCUUGGGUAGUAAGGGUACUGGGUACCUAUUCAGAUCCAAUAAUAGUGGAUCUAAUUGCCUUCCCUCCCAAACUACUUAAUUCCCAAACUCUACCCUAAUUAGCCAAAAAUAAAGAAACUUUGAGUAAUGAAAAAUAUCCUAAUUUCUUAUAAAAAAGAGUGUACACUCAUAUUUUUCAUUUUUAACUGAAAAGUUCUUUAGCGCUUUGUAAAAAAUGAGGACAUGGUCCUCUAUUUCGCCAGCCCUAUGAAUUCAAUAAGAAGUUAACCUCGCACCAAUGACGUGAAUGUUCCAACUUCACCCCUUCUUUUUUUCCCAAUCGUUCUCCGUUGAACUAGUCCUUCAUUGUCAUCAAGGGUCAAAACCAUAUACUAGAAUAACAAACACCGCCUGCCAGAAAACUAAGACCCUGUAAACGGGGCUUGGGUCAAAAUUUGAUGGUAUGGUUUUGCAUAUUGUGGUCUAAAUUUGCUUUGCUUUGAUUGUAACCAGAAGCGUGAUUUGAGAAGGGAGUCGACUAUAUACAGUUUUAAUAUCUAUUUUUAAUAUCUAUGUUUUCAAGCUUGUGUUUGCCAGAUGAAGACUAUGUCAUCGAUAAAUUAUUUCCAAAAUAUUCGACUACACCCCAUCGGGGCAUUGCUCGAGAUAUGUUGUCAUGAAUAUGUUGGCACAAUUUGGGGCAAAGGGUUGCGGCUCCUUAAGGGGGUUAAUAAAAUUUACCAUUACACUCUUCUUUAUAAGAGACAGUAAACUGAAGUUCAAUCUGGUUGUUCUUAAUUUUUUCGUAAAUCUGAGGCUGAAUUGUUCUUAAUUUUGUCUACGAUUGCUAGUUUUUCGCUAGCAAUGAGUAGCGCGAUUGCUAGCUUUUGGCUCUAGGGAGGUGCCCAGGCCUCAUUUGCUAACAAAUGGCGUGAGAAAACCUUCAUUUGCCGCCAUAUUUGGACAUUCAUCGAAAAAGCACCCCAAGGUGGCAGAAAACUCAUCGUUUUUGAGUUCAUUGUUCAAAGUUACAUUUUACAGUAGCUGAGCCUCAGCUUGUUUUUAAUUUGUUCUCAACUUUUGGCCAAUUUUGAAGCUCGUGUUCUUACAAAACUGUUCUUAUAAAAAGAGAGUGUAAAGGCAAUAUAAUUAUGUUUGAGAAUAAAAAUCAUCAUGUGUUGUAUUUUAUAUGCAGCAGGGUAGUUUUCCAAUAAUGAUUUUCGAUGGAACGGUAGAUGCAGCAGGGUAGUUUCCCCAAAUGUACGGACUUUCACACCUGUUGAAAGGGAGGCCUUGUCUAGGCUUGGACAUGAGCCUUAAUUAAAAAUUUAGUGUAAUAAAUCAGAGGAUCUGGCAAACCCGAACAGAUAUUUUGUAUUUUUGUCAAGCACACGUUAAUUUUGAGCUGUCGAACCGCGCGCUUCGAAUCACGUUAAAACACAGUAGUUUGGUGUGCGAGGGAAACAGGACCAGCAAAUUUAUAAGAAACUACCGCUUUAUAAGAAACUCUUUUGAUUCUAUAAGAAAUAUCAUUGGUACUUAUCUGAAAGACGUUAGCUACUUCAGAAGUUGCGGGUUGGUUACGAGAAAAAGAUGCGGGUUGUUUUCCAAGAAAGCACUUUUAGUCGUUUACCUCCGGCUAGAGCGGUCAUUCCCUGUUCUUUUGUUUUCCUCUGGCCGUAUAAUGAAUAUAACACCCUUGCUCGACUCUACAAGCGCUAGUGUAGUUUGCAUAUCGUGUCGUUAACGGUGCAUCCAAAAACAAUAACAAAAUCAGCAUGGUUGAAGAGCCUGCACUUAUUUAUCCAAGAGAUGCGACUGAACUUGAGAACGUUCCUCCACCUGUGUUGCCUAGAGAGGCUAAAAUGGACUUGCAAGUGUUUUCUGGAAAGGCUCCUCACGAACAAAAGAAUGCUUACAACAGAGUGUACAGCUAUAGCAUCAGCGAAGACGCCAUAGUUGAAGUGAGAAAAUUGCGCAGACGAACGAACAUUUUGUUUAGCGUUAUGGCGCUGUUUAUAUUGCUCGUAUUGGUUCUGGCGCUUUUAGCCUAUUUCCUUUUCUUUCGCUCUUUGUCGACUACAAAAUCGGAAAUCUCAACACAGGUUGCAAACAGUUCUCGCCAUGGCCUGUUAGCCGAUCAAACGAAACCACCAGCGCUGUUUACGACAAGCCCUCGAAGUCUAAAAACAGCUUCACUGGUAAGCCUUGGCGAAAGGCGGGAAAUUCCGCUUUCCAAGAAAGAUGCUGCUCCACAGUUGAAUAAUUUCAUAGAAGUUGUUGGUUAUGGCAACAGAUUUAUCCGCUACAAUGCAGGUGAAAUACUUAAUGAUUGGAAAGUUGGCAAGGCUCAUGGUAACUGUAAACUCGAGUCUUCUUCAUUCAUAGUUAUCAACACAACAGGACUAUAUGAAGUCUAUGGGCAGGUUACCUGCAGGAACAACAAAAACAAAAGAAUGCAAAUCGAUCUUCUGAAAAACCAUGAAGUAAUUGAGGUAAUACAUGCCAAAGACUUCAAAUUUGAGGUUUUUUUGAAAAGCGAUGAUUAUUUGCUAUUCAAGGCUGCUGAAAUGUUGUCAGUUGAUAUGAGACCAAUAUCUACAAAAAUAAUUGUGAGGCAGGUUAAAUAGGGAAGGUUAAUUCACUUCCUCAAUACUUGUGCUACCAAAUAUAACAUCUAUUUACUGCAAUCGUAGCAAUCUAUUUUAAAUGCAGUGGGUACUUUUCAACCAUCCAUGGAACACCAAGAUAUAGCAGGGCCGGUGCCAUUGGUUCUAACUUGAGGAGGGGAGGGCAAAAAGUACCAACAUAGUACUUUUACGUAAGGCCCCCUCCACCCCAGCCCAUGUUGGCAAAAAAUUCUAACUCUAUUUUACCAGUGGAUCUUGGUGCUUUUUAAUUAAAAAAUCUCACUUUAAAACUUUUAGUUGGCAGAAAAUUUGGGGGUCAUGCUCCCCCCCCCCUGUGGCACUGGCCCUGUGUAGUGGUGAAUCAACCCUCAAUGUAACACCAAUAAUGAAUUAGGGCUUGAUUGAAUCAAAGAGCAAGCACAUGCUUGCAUAAAAUUUUAUGCAUCCAUACAUCUAAGUACAGCCCCAAUUUAAGAGCAAAAGUACAUCACCAAAUCUUUAUAUUUUCUCUAACUUCAAAACUUAACUGUCACAUUCUACUUCCACCAUUCUGAUGGAAUAUUAUCUACACCCAUUGACACCACAAUUUACCUCUUUUUUGAAUCAACAGAAAUAAAAUGGUUUAAACAAAAUUUGAAGUACUUUCUAUUCAAUAUAUUUAGCAAAGAUGAACAUGUUUUCACUUUUGCAAAUUAAAUUUGAUUUUCUGUGAAAUAAGUGUUUUGUCUUUUUUGUUAAGGUGAGCAGAUUUUAUUGAAUUCAACACCUGACCUGGAAAAUUUGACUUUACAAUUGAUUUAAGGGGUCUUGAGGCAUCAUUCUUCAUUUUCUGACUAUAAAAUUUUUUUAAGGAAAUAAUUACCUGUCUCAAAUAUUCUAUUUAAGGUUAAGAACAUAAACUUUUUUUCACAAACAAACAACCAGCCCAACCAUGAGACCUUGUCAUAUAAUACUUAAAAACCGAAAGCUUUCGGGUGAUCAAACUUUCAGACAAAAAUUCUUACGAAACUUGAUUUAUCCGAAAUCUAAGUUUGUUCGAAUGUUUUUUGUCUGAAAGUUUUAAUUUCUAAGAAAUUAAGAAAAACACAAAGAAUUGCAUUUGACAAUACUCUUUCUUUUUACAGGAAACAUUAAUUUCAAUAUCAGCUUUUUAUGGUUCGGAUUCGUAGCCUUCUUGUCAAAUAAUCACUGGCAGCACAUUGCUCUGACCAUCGAUUUUUUGAUCACUGCCUUCUUCAUCAGCUCCGAUACUUUCAAUUUAUCUCACAUCGCUUCUGAAAAGUUUAAUACUUUCAUCGGCAAUCCAGCACUCUCUUUUAGUUUCCAAACCUUGAGUCGAUGGAGGUACCUUCUCUUUUAGUCUGAUCUUGAAAACUGUACUCAAAACAAAUUCUGUCCUCCAUGAUGAAUUGGUGAUAUGUGAUAUUUUUCAUCGAAGACGUUCCACCCCUCUCAGGAAGAAACACUUGGCUCUUGAAUUCUUCUCAGUUUGCUUCUUUUUCCGCAGCGGUGUGCAAAGGCUUUGGUGGGGCUAAUUUUCCCCCAGCUUUUCUAUUACACCCAUUUUAACGUAAAAUUACAUUUGAAUUUAGCAUAUAAUUUGGUAUUUGUCCGAGAGUUUUUUAUCCGAAAUUCUCGAAAAUGCGUUUUUGUCCGAAGUUGUUUUGCCGAACCUUUUCCAUCCGAAAAUUAUAACGCGAUGCAUUUUCAUAUUCUGAGCCCUGAGCUGUAUAAUCUGAGCACCCUGUUAACGUGGGCUGGGCUGUCUGACACAUUGUUCAGUUGGAAACCUUUUUGAAAAAUGUAUAUACUGUUAUGGUAUAGAGUGCUGUAAAUAUUUGUCUAAAUAAAAGGACUGAAAGCAUUGUUGAUCAGUUUCAUUUUUCAUUAUCAAUUUUUAUGAUAAAUAGUGGAAGGUAUAUAUCAUGUAAAUUUGCUAUUUUUGUUUAAGGAGCUGUAGAUAUAUGUUGUAUUAACCCGCUACCUUGAUUUUGCUAUAUUAGUUCUUGAACUGAAGCUCUACAAAGAUCAUUUUCUGGUAGCCAGCCAUUCGACUCUAUUCGACCUUAAAUUUGCCGUUUACUUCAAUGAAGUUGUACAUUUUUGUAUUGAAUACUUAGAUUUUAAUGACAACUUUUCCAAACAAUUUUUUUGUGUUUGAAUAAUCUCCUUUGAUCUUCGUGGUCUUCUGUCCCAGGGAAGUGACUCAAAAUUUCUACAAACAGGUAGGUCCAUCCGCAGUUAUCAAGAUUCACCUAAAAGUAACAAAAGCAAAUUUUGCAGACCCAUGAUUAUCAGCUAAAAAGUAUUGAUAAAACCGAAAAAUUUCAAAAUAAUAUAGAUAUGAUCAGGCCACUACACUCUUUUUUUAUAAGAACAAUUUUAUAAGAACACGAGCCUCAAAACUGGUCGAAAGUUAAGAACAAAUUAAGAACAAGAUGUGGCUGAGCUUUUGCAAAAUGCAAUUUUGAACAACGUUUUUUCUCAAAAUCGAGGACUUCUAGCGAUUUGUGGGUGCUUUUUCGGUGAAUAUUAAAAAAUUUGUCAGCAAAUUAAGGCUGUCUCACUCACUUUGUUGGCAAAUGAGGCCUAAACACCUCCUUAGAGCGAAAAAGCUAGCAAUAGCACUGCUUGCACCCUCUAAAUUUAAGAACAAAUUAAGAACAAUCGAGCCUCAGAUUUUCGAAAAAAUUAAGAGCAGUCAACCUGAACUUAAAUUUACUGGUUCUUAUAAAAAAAAGAGUGUAGUCGUAGUAAUUUAGGCUGUUCCUGUAAUAAUCAGCUCAAACACAUUUGUCCCUUUUUGCUUGUUUUUGAUAUUGUCGUGUCAGUUGAACCUCUAAGUUUGAAAAAGGUAUGUUGUUAAAUCAGGUACCCAAAAUUAUCAGAUCACAAUGAAAAUUCUUACCCAAAAUUAUCGGAUGGACAGGUGACUCCCCUGGUCUGUCUGUUGCCAUUGCUCAUUAAAAAGCAUCAUACUAUAAUCAUGGUGGUCAUAGCAAAUUCCCCACGACUGAUACGACCAGAAAUAGCAUUGAAAAUAUAUUGUAUUUCUAUGAUCAGAUACGACCCUUAAAGUCUUGUACACUUUGGUUCUAUUUUUAAUAGUUUUUUAGAAAAUAGUAAAAAUCUACGAAAUCUACGAAAACUUAAUACUAUAUACGAAAAGCAUAAGAAACGGUUUAUGAAAAUUUAAAGUUUAAACCCCCUCAAAUGUGUUCGAGCAACCCUGUUCAAAGGGAAUAGGGCAUGCUUUUCCAGCUUUGUUCAGGAGCUGCCACGGGCUUUGUGGAAUGGACUCUUAAGUGAACAUUGAGCUGGUCCGGCAAUUCUGCCUGUGCGGCUUACCACAGAGACAAGAUAAUCCUAUCUCUUUUGUUUAUGCACAAUAUCGCUGUUGACAGAAUGAAAUUUCAUAACUUUGAUGUUCAAUCUUUUGAGUUCUUGGAAAACAAAAUUGUGUUAAAGAAAGCUUCGGUUCUAAGCACGCAAAUGUUUUGUGUUUUUAAGCCUGAUUGCCACUAAGAAAGAUCUCAGCGAAGUACUUCGCGCGAACCUUUUUUCUCGUUAAAUUUUGUCGCUUUUCUGUUUCCACUCUGUUCGCAAUAUUUCUCUCAUGCCUGCGAAAACGUGUUCUGAACGACAUUUGGUCGAAUAUAUCUUUUUAAGUUGGUUGCACCUUUAUAACGCAUCGGCUCCGACAAAGGUGGGGGGCAAAGGUGGGGGGGGGGUUAGGAAAAAUUUAAUGGGAAUUAAUUUCUUAAUUCGAGUUAAUGCCCGCGGGGAAGGCGCCUAUUCUCGUUCAAGGGUCGUGUUAUCUUGCACGUGCAUCCUUGCUAGGCUGUCAAUCAUAAUUUGUCAUCUAUUAUUAUGCUAAUUACCUCAUGGUGCGUUUACAAGGCAGUGCUCUAACCUGCAUGUAGUUUUCGACCUGGCAGCUUGUGGGUUACGCCACAUUGUAUGCGUUUAAUCCAUAGAGAUUCCCCCUCCCAGUCCCACCCCUCUCUUAGGUCCUCAGUCCUUUUUUCUUCCCUACCUGCCCCGACCACAUUUCCUUCUCCCUCUCUUCCUGACGGGUGUAUCAGUCUGAUUGGCGGGUUAAAAAACUGAGGUUUGUUCCCUGAUAUCAAACACCUACCUUAAAUUACGUCAUUGCUCAGGCAAUACAAGGGCUUGUAACUGUAAGGGUUCUUGUCAUGACGGUGAAGAUUUGAUGUUAUCUCUAACUUACAUUAUAUUACUAGAAAUAGCUCUUGCUAGUACUGCCCGCAAACAAUUAGUUCCUUGAUAAUGAUUGUUUUGAAAAUGUAGGUCAGGAUAUUCGAAGAAGACACCAUCUUGGGUUUUCACAAUUCUAUAAAAACAGCUGCUCUAGUUGAUGCUAAACUAUUCUUUUUAUCAAGAAUUUUUGGUGUUCAGUUUGCCUUUGAUUUAAGUCCAACGCUCUUUUGAAAAUCAUGAAGUUUUUCGAGGGUUUGACAUUUAUUUUUCGAUAAUCACGACAAUCAUAACUUUUGCUCGUACGGUCUCGAGUUUUUGGGAGAAAAGUGUGGCAUUCGACUGGUUUUGAUUCCCAAAACUUCGAAUCAAAACUUCCAUCCAUUGCGGAGAACCGAGCUGUGAUGCAGCACCGUUUUCGUGCCAAAAAACCGAAGGCCUUUAACAGAGUCUUGGCAGAGCAACGCUCCGAAGAUAAUUCCCUUUCGCACAAAGAGGUGGCGGUUAACGACCUCCUCGACAAAGCCGAUUGAUUGACAAUGAAAUUGAUUGACAGUUGUCAUGGCAGCAGAAAGUGACAAAAUCUGCUGACAAAGUGCUGACAACAUGAACUGAAGCUUCCAUAUGCUACUUAUACGCGGGGCAGACUAUAAGCCCUUCACUCGCGCGCUGUCGCUGUCGCGCGCGAGUUGCGGGCAAAAACACUGACAAAGGAACACUGUGAAACAUCACAUAACAAGAUGACAGUGACGCACAUUUCCCGGAAGGGAGUUACUAACACAACAGCGCGACAAACAAACAUGUGACAUUAACACGCAACAUAAUCAAAGAUCUAGCUAAACAUAAUAAUAAUAAUUACUGAAGAAUACAAGUCCUAAAACGUUACAGGCUGAUGCACCGAAAGCCCAAAUUGUUUUUCCUGAGAUAGGGAUUCACUUAGUGCAUUGAUUAGGGGCCCCGCGAAGGAAUUAAACACCCAUAACAAAAGGUUUCGAGAAAAAGCUUUAUACGAAAGACAAAAUUUCUUUGAACGCUUUCAUUUCAACGAGAAAAAAAUUGGAAAGGCCAAGUUUGUUAUUUCGCAAGCGAAAUGCGAAAAAGUUCAACUGACUUCAACUUUUAUCUCAGAGAACUGGAGAAAUGACAAGAUGCAUGUGCAAUAGGUUUGAAGUUCGGGCUAGUUGUUUUUAAUCUUUGCAAAACUUUACGGCUGGAUUGUCCAUAAUUCGUUUUUAAAUAAUUAGGGUUUAUGCAGUGUUAUCUCCUAUUUUGCUCAAGAAGAAUGUUUAAACCCUUUUUGUCAAUUAAGCCAGCGAGCUAUUCUUUAUUCAAGUUUGAAAAUUCACUGGAAAGCAUCUCUUGAUGGCAAAAACUCAACGUUUUUAGAUGAAAUUUGAAUGUGAUCCGUUCACUGCUCGACAAAAAACUUCUCCGCAAACCUCGCUCUGUAAAGCCCAAUCUCCAGUGAGAAAAAGUCUUGCGAAAUUUCGCUGCGAAAUACUUCACGCGACAAAUUCCUUUGAAUGCUUUUGUUGACCUCACGACAUUGGAAUGUAAAGUUUGGAAGCGUGACAAAGAAAUACGGAGUAUGAUUGGCUGUUGAAGGAUUUCGCAAGCGAAAAGCGAAAAAAAAUAAACUCAUUUUAACUUUUUCGCAGAGAAAUUCUUCGCGAGAAAUCCCAGCAAAAGAUUACUGCGCAUGCCUAAGACGUAUUUCGGGCGAACUUUUUCGCAUUUCGCAGUUUUUUCCGCAAAAUUACUUUGUUUGGUUUAGCCAACGAAAAUUCAAUAUGAACAGAACAUCUCACAGGGUGUCAAAGAUACAUAGAGGGCAUUGUUUUCGGUGGACCUAUUGUCUUCUCGAUACAACAGUUGUCAUCGAAUUACUGGCAAUUGUCCAUUUCAGGACAAUCCUUACGGCCUAAAUGGUCCUAUAAUUCGCCUGAUUUGAAUAAAGAAGUAAAGGCUAGCAAUGUUUGCAUCAUAUUCCAUCGUGGGUAUUGUUGCAUUUUGUGCAUUUGUUUUGUUUCUUUGGAUUAUAAUUUCCUGGUGGAAAAACCCAUAUAAAUGUAUACCCGGCCCGACUGGUUGGCCAAUCAUUGGCAACACUUUUGAGUUCUCUGGAAACACCGAUCAGCAUGCGCUUUUUCUGCAAUGGACAAGACAGUAUGGCAGAAUAUUCAAGUAUUAUGUCCUUUUUGGGGGAUACAGAAUCUACAUAACAGAUCCUUCUAUUGCCAGGCACAUCCUUGUUACGAAUUUCAAGAACUACAGAAGACAGGAUGUGCUCAGGAAGCUUCUUCCAGGAUUCGGUACUGGAUUAAUAACGGCCAAUGGUCGCACCCAUGCUACACAGAGGAAACAGCUGAACCCGUUCUUUUCCUUAGCAAAUGUCCAGAAGUUCUUCCCAAUCUUCGUGGAAAAGACCAACGCUUUAAUAGCGCUUUGGAAUGACCAGUUGAUGAACUCAAGUAACAAAGCCAUUGAGCUUGAUGUCUUAGAAAAGCUGACCCACCUUUCAUUGGACAUCAUUGGCAUCUGUGCCUUUGGUUACAAUUUCAACUGUAUCAUGGGAGGACACAGUGAAGAGAGUAAAGCAACUGACACUGUAUUACGUGGAAACUUUGAUUUGCAGCGCCGUUCCCUCGAGCAGAUGAUCCCAUUGUUCACGUUGUUCCGAUCAAGCACUCAAAAAGAGUUUAUCAAAGCUGAGACUUGUUUAAAGAAUCUUAUAAAUCAAGUGAUUCAAGAUAGAAGAAAACAUCUGGAAAAUGGAGAUGCUACUGCUGAGAAUGAUCUACUUAGCAUCCUGUUUUCAAUGGUAGACGAACGUGGAUUGAAAUUGUCAUCAAAGGAUAUCUACCAUCAAGUAUUUACAUUUCUAAUUUCUGGUCAUGAAACAACCAGCUUGACGAUAAUGUGGACGCUUUACUUGCUUGCAAAGCAUCCUGACAUUCAAACUGAAGUUAGGCAAGAGAUAUCAAGGUUUACCAAUCCACCUUGUGCCGAGAUCACGUGGGAACAGAUUGAGCGAAUGAAACUAUUAGACAACUGUAUAAAAGAAGCCAUGAGAUUAUACCCUGUUGCUAUAACAACCGACCGAACCUCGAUUGGGGCUGACACUUUGGGGCCUCACAAAAUUUUGCCUGGAACGCACGUUAUGGUGGGAACAGGUACUCUACACCGUGAUGAAGAAUUUUGGAAGGACCCAGAUACCUUCAACCCUUGCAGAUUUGAUGAGAUAGGUGAUGAUAAACACAGAUCGCUCCUGUACCAGUUUUUGCCGUUCUCUCGUGGCCCACGCAUGUGCAUUGGCUACAGGUUCGCUACGGCUGAGAUUAAAGUUGCAUUGGUCAAAUUACUCAGCAAUUUUCAGUUUACCUUUGUGUCUGAGAAGGAUUCCAAAAUGUUAGACUCAGAUAUAAGCACCAUCUCAGCAUUGACGUUGAAACCAUUUCCACGACUUUCAUUGAGAAUGGAACAUGCAAGGGCAAAAUCUAUAUGAAUUAUGUUUAAUUGACAAUCAAUUGAAUUUUCGAGACAAUAGCAAUUAUAAAAUUUAUUUAGGAUAUUUCUACGACAGUUAUAGUAAAGCAAUUUGCUACUUAGCUAAAUAUUUUUAGGUAAAUAAAUUGAAAAUAUAAUUGGCGGCCAGACGCCGUCUCUCCAUACGAACAGAUGGUUUCCAGACAGAUCAGUUGUCCGGAUAGAUUCCCAUUUCCCUAGUCCAGUUUCCUUGUUGUUUGCAUUUCCCCUAACGUAGAACUGAUGGGACCUGAAUACUACUUUAUCUACUCUUGAACUUCAAGCCACCGUUAAACUGAAGAUCCGUUUACAACAUAAAUAUUCUGUAAAAGUUUAGUUUCAGGGUCGUAUGUAAACCUAUUAUAAUUUCAGGAAAGAUUUAGCAUAGAGUUACUAAAUAUAUGCUUAUUGGUGUUGUGCUAGAAUUUUUUGUGUAGAAGGGUUAUUUAUAGUUCUUUAGAUCACAUUCCAAUCACCAGACGCAAAAUUACAGGAGAAAGAGAGCGAGGCAACAUGAAUACGACGCAUGACUGCAAUUCUUUACUUUUGCUACAUUUUCCUCCUCCGAAUCCUUACUUCCUCAAUGUUUCAAUUUCAUAUUGAGCUCUACCAGCGGUGUAAUUCAGAUGAAUAUUUGGAUGUUUACUUUAGACUGCAAGGGAGACUUUUUCAAAGGGACAGAAGACUUUUUUGUACAAACAACUACAGAUUCCUGAUUUAUGAUACUCCUCUAGUCCUUCAAGAUUAUUUUGAUUAAUAAAGAAAGUCCUACCAAAGGUUGCUAUAUUUGUAAAAUUUUGCUUCUAACUAGCCAAACUGAUUGUUAGAGAAUCUUAAUUUUGACAUCUAUUACAUGGGCGAAAAAGAUACUAUAACAAAAUUGACGAUUUAGAUGAAAAGCAUCAGUUUCUCAUUGAUUUUUUCGGGAUAGUUUUGUACUCUUGCGUUGAUUUGCUCAGCCAUAGAUUGUGUCUGUCUUGGAUUAGAAAGGCCGUAAUUUUAUCAUAAAUGUUUUGAAAUGUCUCUGCUUUACAUCCAACAAUGCUUUGCGGUACACAGAGCACAUUCUUCAACAUUCUCGUUGCUUUGCUUCCUUCUUGCAUGCACAUGUCCAGUGUACGAAUGAACAUUAUUGUACCCAUGAACCCUAUGCAAAAAUUUCUCUACCGAUGUUGGAUUUUUACUUCGUUAAAGUCACGACUGUGUCUCUGCCAAAUUGCGUUAAUUUCCUGUAGCAUUGAGUAAUUUUUUAAACAAUACCCGGGAAAUUUUUCUGAUUGUGAACUAAACCCAUCCAUAAUUUCAUUACAUACAGUAGUUUCAAGCCAUGAGGAGAAAUACCUCCUUUUGUCAUUUUCAACCUAGUUAUUUCCAAGAUAGCACCACCUCUGGUCCCAAUGGUGUGUAUUGUCAUUUUCCCAGUUGUGUUUUAAGUGCAACUUCAGCCCUUUUUAUGUUGCUUAGGAGUCUCUAAUUUUGGUACUUUUCACGUUAACUGUCUCUCAGCCCUUUGCUUUUCAAAGGUCAGUUUGACAAUUCCAGACCCUUAAAUGCUAAUGCCGCCUUGAGGCAUCAAACUUCCCUUUUUUUACUCCAGGGGCAGCUUUGUAGCAGUGUGCCAGUUUACCUGUCGUUUCUUUGCUUGCUUUACCUUUAGUUGUGAUUUAUAUCUAUUAGCUUUGUAUAAUUCAAAACGAAUUAAUUUUGCUGCCAAAAGCUUUAUUUAUCUAUAUUUUAUUUAAUUCCAGAUUUGAUUUGGCGUUAUACCGAAA